GCCAGUUUCAAUAGCCCACCUAUGGUCACACUGGGAACAACAAUAAAAAUGGCGUUCAGAGAAGACCGUUUUUCUUCUUCUUCAGCGCUCCACUAGAUGGUUAAACUAUUUAAGGAAACCAUAAAACAAUAACGCGUGUCGCCGCGGCAGCUUAUUUCGCGAAUACCCGACCGAUCCGUGGACGUGCUAGCGAGUGGGUGGCGCAUUUCGAACGUCGGUUUAUUGCAAAAUUCGAGUGAAUGGAGUCCUAAAAUUCUGGCUCAGUUGGUUAUUAUUGCAAAUUUUUUUUAAUACCAACACACAUAGGCACACGCAUACACUGAGAGCAAAAAAAAAAUAAUAAUAAAAAAUAAUACAAGUGCAAGUAAAUAGUUUAUAGUGUGGCACCCAUACAGGAGCAAGGUCUAAAUUAAAGUUAAUUAAACGCCUAGUGGAAUUUCAUUUAAUGCAAUUUAUGAAAUAAUAGCAGUGAGACGGACCGAACCCCUGUUCUCUCCUCCCCCAGCUGUCUCUUCUGCAGCAUGCGUGAGGGCGUAUGUGUGUGUGAGACAUGUGCGUGUGAGGUGUUUUUGGAACGGCAACAACAACAACAGCAACUAUAGGCAAAUACAAAUUUCGGCUUGUAAUAACCAGAAAAUAAGUGCUAUUAUUAAUAGAUCUGUGCGUGUGCAAUGACAUACGACAGCAGCAGCAACAACAACAACAAUUGCAACAACCGUCAAGGCUACCGCAACAGCAAAAGUAACAAAGGUAGCGCCGCCGCCGCCGCCGACCAACACAACUGCAGCAGCAACAGCAGCGGUUACGGGUACUGGUACCUUCGGCAAUGAAACUACAAUUUCUAGCCACCUUCGCCACCUGCUCCUCCACCACCACCACCUGGGCCACCUCCUUCUCAGCUCUCAGUUCUUCACACUCCGCCAGACCAGCAACCGAGAAACCAUGCCCGUCUCGUGCAAUUGUCGCUUAAAUAAAUAAUCAAUAUACAAAAUAAAUCAAUUUAUUUUUAUAUAAGCCAAACAAUAUCAAUUAAAAGUCGGAAAUUAUGAAUAAAUUGGAUUACCCGCGUCGCAAUGGUACACACAAAGUUCGAAUAACAAUAUUGUGUGCUAGGAAUUUGGCUCGCAAGGAUUUGUUUCGCAUGCCCGAUCCCUUCGCCAAGGUUCAAGUGGAUGGCACUGGUCAGGUCUACACGACGGAUAUAAGCAAGUCCUCCCUGGACCCGAAAUGGAACGCACACUACGACUUGUUUCUGGGCAUCGGCGAUGCCAUCACCAUAACCGUGUGGAAUCAGCGCAAGAUACACAAGAGCAGUGGCUUCCUGGGGUGUGUCCGGAUCCCAGCUUUCAAUAUCCAGAGCCUCAAAGGAGCAGGAUUUCAACGACUGGAUCUGGGUAAACUGUCGCCGGAGGACGAUGACUUGGUGCGAGGUCAGAUCAUAAUAUCGCUGCUGUCGAAGGACGGGCCUAGUAGUGGCAAUCCGUUGGCCAUUGUCGGUCCAAGCGGAGAUGUCCGUGGUCCCUCGGAGGACGACUCGUCGGAGGACAGCCUGCCCGAGGGCUGGGAGGAGCGUCGUACCGACAACGGGCGCAUCUACUAUGUUAACCAUGCCACCAAGUCGACGCAGUGGGACAGGCCCAGGCAUCCCGGAGUAGGGGCUGGUGGCACCGGAGGUGGAACCCAUCGCCAUCACACCCACAAUGGCAACAACGGUGAUCGGCAGGCGCCGGCGGGACCCACACGUUCCACGACCUGCACCAAUCUUCUGAAUGGAGGAAAUCGUAACAGAGAUCCUUCGGUAAAUGCCUCCGACGAGCGCCGUCACUCCACGGAGAUCCUGUCCAGCGUGGGAAAGGAGAACACCAGCCCCACAACACCCGUUUCGGCGGCAACGCCUGGCAAGAAGUCCUCCUCGAACUCCUCCUCCUCGGGCGGACGAACUGGAGCUCUGGAGCAGCGGGCCACAAAUGAACCAGCCACUCCCACGAGCAGCAACACCCGGCUGCACAGCAACGACAAUCACGUGAAGACGCCAAAGCAUCAAACCAAUGGCCAUGCUCCGCCAGAGGCCACGCCCACUUCGCCCACAGGGCAACAGAACUACGUUAAUGGCAAUGCCCAGAACGGGAGCAGUAUUGGAAACGGGAGUGGUCAGGCGGCCCAGCCCCAGAGCGCCAGCAAUGGAUGGACGCCCGAGGAGGCUGUGACCAGUGGAACCACAACAACGACUACCACUCCUCCACGACACAGCCAGAGUCCUCCCAACCCCAACACAUCGCCGCCGGCAGCAGCAACGCCUUCGGCCAAUGGUAAUGUCCAUAGUCCGAAUGCGAACAGCACCCCGGGAGGUGGAGGCAGUAGAUCCUAUACUGCGGCCACACCCGGUCAACGUUCCCAGCGGCGCAGCUCGCGGCAACAGGGGGAGGAGUCAUCCACGAGGCGUCGUUCCUCGCGGGGAACGCGCAACGGAAGCACCACUUCGGGUGGAGGCGGCGGCAGCUCCAGCCAGCGUUACGCUUCGGCAGCUAUCGCAGCCGCCAACCAGGCUGCUCGUCCGUUCUUGGACCUUCCGCCAGGCUACGAGAUGCGGACCACGCAGCAGGGCCAGGUGUACUUCUACCACAUACCUACGGGCGUAUCGACAUGGCACGAUCCUCGGAUUCCGCGCGAUUUUGAUACCCAACAUCUGACGCUGGACGCCAUCGGACCACUGCCGAGUGGCUGGGAGCAACGGAAGACGGCGUCUGGCAGGAUAUACUUUGUGGAUCACAACAACCGGACGACGCAGUUCACUGAUCCCCGGCUGAGUGGCAGUAUACUGCAGAUGAUUCGUCGCGGAGCAGUGCCGCCAGCUGCUACGGCUGCCAGUACGCCAGCACCGGCGACACCAGCUGCUGCCACAGCCACAACUGCUGCUCCCGCCACACCCACUGCAACCACGAACAACGCCACGACCACCACAAACACCCCACAUCGUAUUGUACCGGAUCUGCCGCAGGGCCUGCUCGAGGGAGCCGACCUGCUGCCCAAGUAUCGAAGGGAUCUGGUUGGCAAGCUGCGAGCCCUGCGCACCGAGCUGCAGACCAUGCAGCCGCAGUCCGGUCACUGCCGCUUGGAGGUGUCGCGCAACGAGAUUUUUGAGGAGAGCUAUAGACUGAUUAUGAAGAUGCGGGCCAAGGACAUGCGGAAGCGCCUGAUGGUCAAGUUCAAGGGCGAGGAGGGCCUCGACUACGGCGGCGUGGCGCGCGAGUGGCUGCACCUGCUCUCCCGCGAGAUGCUGAAUCCGCAGUACGGCCUAUUCCAAUACAGUCGGGAUGAUCACUAUACGCUGCAGAUAAAUCCAGAUUCCGGGGUGAAUCCAGACCACCUGUCCUACUUUCAUUUUGUGGGACGCACCUUGGGCAUAGCCGUAUUCCACGGGCACUGCCUGGACGGUGGGUUCACCACGCCCUUCUACAAGCAGCUGCUGAACAAGCCAAUAACGCUGGGUGAUAUUGAGGGCGUGGAUCCCGAGCUGCACCGCAGUCUAACCUGGAUGCUGGAGAGCAAUAUUAGUGGCAUCAUCGAGUCCACUUUCAGCGUGGAGAACAAUAGCUUUGGCGCUCUCGUGGUGCACGAACUGAAGCCAGGAGGCGCAUCCAUUACCGUGACAGAGGAGAACAAGAGGGAGUAUGUGAAGCUCUAUGUGAACUAUCGCUUUAUGCGCGGCAUCGAACAGCAAUUUUUGGCUCUACAGAAAGGUUUUUGCGAGCUCAUACCAAGCCAUCUUCUACGACCAUUUGAUGAGCGUGAACUGGAAUUGGUCAUCGGUGGCAUCUCCAGCAUUGAUGUCAACGACUGGCGCAACAAUACGAGACUGAAGCACUGUACGAACGAAACGACGCAAGUGUUGUGGUUCUGGCAGGUGGUUGAGUCUUAUAGCUCUGAGAUGCGUGCCCGAUUGCUGCAGUUUGUGACGGGAUCGUCGCGGGUGCCACUGCAAGGAUUCCGGGCACUGCAAGGCUCGACGGGAGCGGUGGGACCGCGUCUGUUCACUAUCCACCUGACUGCCGACGUGCCCACACAGAAUCUGCCCAAGGCGCACACCUGCUUUAACCGGAUCGACUUGCCGCCCUACGAGACCUACCAGCUGCUCUGCGACAAGCUGACGCAGGCCGUUGAGGAGACCUGCGGCUUUGCCGUGGAGUAGUAGGAGACGACCUGGAGAUCCCCAACACCUACCACCUACUACCACACAAGCCCCUGUCCACGCAUAUGCAUAUACAUAGAAACCUAUUUGAAUAUAUCUAAUACACGUAAAACAUAACAAAAACCACAUAUAUCAUGGCGAUUUGAAAUCAAAAUUUUACAACAUGAUUAGUUCUUAUUUUUUAUUUGUUUGUUGAUAAACUGUUUUCCGCGGCACUGGUUAAGCUAUGUGUGCUGCUCGUUUAGCAGUUGAAAAUUAAUUAUUUAACGAGUGUAUACCGACUCAUCUUAUACAUAGUUACCAAGUGCAUAUAUACAAGAAUAUAUAUACACUUUCACACCCCAAAAACACACACACAGACAUAUAUAUAUAUAUUAUAUAUUAUAUACAUUUAUAUUUAUAAUUCUAUCUUGAAGUCUACCCCCUGGCCUUUGUUUGUUUGACGUCUUGGCGCGUGUUAUAAAUUGUAGAUUUAAAUAUUACGAAACCAAUUAUACAUAAAAUUAUACAAGAUUAUACAUAUAUCAUAGUUGAUAAUUAGGCGUAACGAAUUUUUUAUAAUUGAAGGCAUUGGACCGGCAAUUUAUUGUGCUUCUGUUUAGUUUAAUAUAUGCAUAUAUAUCUAUUUUUUAUGUUUAUUAAUCACAUUUUGUACAUUUAUAAACGAGAAUCGAUUGAGCUCACUGCUAAGUUUUUAAUUAUUGUUUAAAUUGUCCUUAAACACACACACACGCACACUGAACCCAUUAGAUACAAGAUACAUCCACCCACUCAUCGCAACACCCUCAUUUUCAUUAUUGUUUAAACAUAUAUUGUGUGAAAAAUUGAUUUAGCAACUCCCCAAAAAAAAAAAGAGAUGAUGAAAAUUACUCAUUAGUUAUUUUUUAAUUUCUAAAUAAAUGCAAAUUAUUUAAAUUACCCUUUUGGUUGCUCCUAGUUUUCUGUGCUUUGCUGUGUCAUGCCAAAAUCAAAGCUCUUAAGGAUCAAAUUACAUAUACACGUACAUACAUCUUCAAUAUACAUACAUACAUAUAUACAUAAAUAUUUACAUCAGUUUUAAAUGAAGAACGAAUUGGACAAAUUUCUAGAAGGUGAUAUUAGUGAAAAUUUUAUCUGACUUUAAUUAAAAACCGAAACAAUUGGUAGUUAUUUAAGUGACCCACCCCCAACCCGACCCAACUCGACCUUCCCGCCAUGCCCACCCCCCCUAAAAAAAAUGUAGUGCAUAUGUGAGAUCUAUUGAUUUUUUAUUGAGACUUAACGCUCCCAAAAAACAAAAAAAAAAAACAGAAAAUACAACACAAAUCGAUCGUUAACUCUUUAGCUUUAGCGAGAUAUUAGGAUGUGAGACACUAAGAAUUCUGAGGCAGUAAUUCUGCGCACAUUGACAAGGACUCAGCUGCAUUAACCAAAAGGGAUUAAUAAUAAAUAAACGAGCCUUAUAAAAAAA
Messenger RNA from Drosophila ananassae, 5639 nucleotides. RefSeq names its product E3 ubiquitin-protein ligase Smurf1 (gene Smurf). Lineage: Eukaryota; Metazoa; Arthropoda; Insecta; Diptera; Drosophilidae. Gene Ontology annotation, biological process: ubiquitin-dependent protein catabolic process; negative regulation of BMP signaling pathway. Bases 1046 to 4189 code for a protein of 1047 amino acids. The transcript is spliced from 8 exons. Gene Ontology annotation, molecular function: protein binding; ubiquitin-protein transferase activity. The record is from RefSeq and is a predicted model, not a curated record.